This is a messenger RNA of Carica papaya (papaya), 1041 nucleotides long. RefSeq names its product Tetratricopeptide repeat (TPR)-like superfamily protein (gene OTP86). The record is from RefSeq and is a predicted model, not a curated record. Lineage: Eukaryota; Viridiplantae; Streptophyta; Magnoliopsida; Brassicales; Caricaceae. Gene Ontology annotation, biological process: RNA modification. Gene Ontology annotation, molecular function: RNA binding; protein binding; zinc ion binding.
GAUUCUUCUUAUAUGAAGCUUGGUAUGGAGAUCCAUGCCACCGUUUUGAAGUUAAAUGAUUUUCAAAAUGUUUAUGUUUAUAAUGCCUUGAUUGCUUUGUACUUGAGGUGUGGUAGAACGGUUAAGGCUGCAAGGAUUUUUGAUGAUCUAAAUGAGAAGGAUAAUGUGUCAUGGAAUUCUAUGAUUGCGGGUUUUGUUCAAAAUGGUUUGUAUAAUGAAGGUAUGGAAUUAUUUUGUGAAAUGCUGGAUGCUGGUCAAAAACCAGAUGAGGUUUCAGUAAUAAGUAUCAUUGCAGCUUGUGGGCGACUCGGUAAGCUACUGAAUGGAAGGGAAAUGCAUGCUUAUGCGAUAAGAAAUGGUUUUUAUUCCACUUUGCAGGUAGGGAGUUCUCUUAUAGAUAUGUAUGCUAAGUGUCAUUACAUAGAUUACAUGGUACGUGCUUUUAAUGUCAUGGCUGAUAGAGAUUUUGUUUCUUGGGCAACAAUUAUUGCCGGCUAUGCUCAGAACAAUUGCCAUAAAGAAGCACUAGAAUUAUUUCAUGAAGUGCAGGUACGAGGGAUGGAGGUGGAUGUCAUGAUGAUUGGGAGUGUCCUGCUGGCUUGUAGUGGACUGCGAUAUUUGCCCAAAGUGAAAGAAAUUCAUUGUUACAUCUUAAGAAGAGGUUCAUUUGAUCUUGUUCUGCAGAACACAAUUGUUGAUAUAUAUGGGGAGUGUGGGAACAUAGAUUAUGCAACUCGGAUGUUUGAAUUGAUUGAAUGUAAAGAUGUAGUAUCUUGGACAAGCUUAAUAUCUUCUCAUGUCUGCGUAGGUCUUGCAAAUGAAGCUCUAGAGCUCUUUUACUCCAUGAAGGAAACUGGUAUCGAGCUUGAUUCUGUGGCUUUAGUGAGCAUGUGCUCAGUUGCUGCUAGCUUAUCUGCCUUAAAGAAGGGGAAAGAACUUCAUGGUUUUUUAAUACGGAAAGGCUUUACUUUAGAGGGAUCUAUUGCAAGCUCUCUUGUGGAUCUAUAUGCUCGUUGUGGAGUUCUGGAGAAUGCAAGGACG